Messenger RNA from Klebsormidium nitens, 3238 nucleotides. The record is from the annotation of a GenBank genome assembly. Lineage: Eukaryota; Viridiplantae; Streptophyta; Klebsormidiophyceae; Klebsormidiales; Klebsormidiaceae.
AAUUGAACAAUGCUUCCACAAUGCUCUACUAGUACCUCUGUCCCACGAUGUCACAAUGACCAUAAUUUCGACCCUCGCAACAGCCUCUUCUCAGUGGACCUUCUUUCUGCCGGGGACAUUUGUGAGACAUAGUUGAAGAGCUGGAUGCGCUGGUGCCUACGCCCGUGCUCUCGCGAUCUGUGUGAUACAAAGGCAUUGCCGAUGAGCAGAUCGAGAGCUGUCGAAGAAGUGCCCGCGGAGCUGAUUGCAAGCCUUCAAGGUCGGGUGCGCCAAGGUGAAGGAGGUUGACACAAGCCAUGGCUGCUGGCAAUGUCCCCGACAUGGCUCCAUUAUGCGUCAUUCCAAAGAGCAGGGCAAUUGGCCCACAUUGUCAAACCAAGGCACCCCUCGUGAAGGUGCUGCUCUGGACCGCACAUUUCCUGUUGCUGUCUCUUGCGGGGAGCGCUGCUGCGCAGGGCCUGAUCCCCGUGCCCGCGACAGUGACGCGCGAGCUCGGCGCGUACUACAUCAGCAAGCUGGGGCUGGCGGAGGGGGGCCUGGAAUAUUACGCGAUUCUGUCGCAACGCAAUGUCGGCAGCGACAACGCUUACCUGCAGAUCAACGGUCUGCCGGCGGCCGACUCCCCCAGAGAUGCAGCGCAUAAAUUGUCCAACGUGCGGGGCGUUUACACGGCACAGUCGCUUGGGGGAAAGGUGACAGUCGAGAGCUUUUACCGCCUACUGCGAUGCGAGGACAGCACGUGCUUCACAAUCAGCAGGCUGGCAGCAGCUGAGCUGGGGGGGGGGGCAUAUGGGCCAACAUACCCCCUGACUCUGGUCAAGACGACAAUGGGGAGUUCUUCCUGGCUCAUCAAUGCAAAUCAGGGGGCUGUGAAUUCUCUCCUGGCCUCCAAUGGGGAGCGGCUGUACAAAGAUGCGGUCUUCAAGAGUUUCAGUCUGUAUCACAAGCUGGUCACGAGGCCCAACCCCUGUAGUUCGGCGCUCCCCCUGACCCAGGCAGGCUCCCUUGCAGAGAUCAAGGGCCUGCCUGGCUUUACGUGCAUGAAUUUGAGCGGGGCUGGCAUAGUCGUUGCGACGUCAAGUGCUGUCAUAACAAGCUGGAUGGACUCCAACGCCCUACCAUGGAGCCAGUGCAACGGUUCGAUGUUCCGUAUGUAUCAAUCGCAGUACAAUGUGGGGCCGAGUAUUUGGAGGGUCAUCCAAAGCCCAGGCAAGGUGCCGCUAACUAUUCAGAUCGACCUUCCGCCAAACACGCAGUCGUGCUAUCUCUUCUUGACCAUCGCCAACAUCCUGCGAGCAGUCCUGGCGGUUCGCCAGUUCCCCUUUGACACGUCGGUGGGGCCCAAGGACGAGAUCCUGCCCGCACUUGCCAGACUUGGGUUCAAUGGCACCUGCGGACCAAGAUUCGUUUACGGCUGGUAUGGUGCAUUCUCCGCGGGCCAGUUGGAGGCGCUGACUGAAGGCAACCCGGAUCCAGACUUUGUAGCCUCGUUUCUGCCGUACAACACAGCGCCGCCUGAGGUGUGCGUUUCAAUGCUGGGCCAAAAUCAACCUGCGGAUGGCCUAAGGGCUGAGUCAGAGGACCAGUGCGCUCAGGUGUAUUUCGGAAAUGAGAGCCAAGUGCGGGAGGGCAUCAUCACGUCCAGGCAGCUCAGCCCCAAUGCGUCGGCAUCUGAUGUUUCCUCUUACAAGUCGGAUGUCGAAAGCGAGUGUGCCAGUUACAACCUCGGCAUUGAUCUGGUGCUGCCCCAAAUUGCGGUGGAUUUUGAGGCGGAGAAGAACCUUAUGGCGUCAUCCUCUGAGGUGAAAUUUCACCUGGACGGCGUUGCGGCUAACGCUGCGUCCGUUCUGGCCGUUGAAUCAGCUCUUGCCACGUGCGGAAUCAUCGUCGCACGCAUCAUCGCUCGAACGGGGCUCUACCGCCGCCGGCGCGUGCGGAGCUCCAUCGCGCGGGCCUCCUCAAUGGUUGUCGCCGCGAUUGUGAUAACCAUCUUCAACGUACCCAACUUCGCUCUCAUCAGCCGCUCCCUUGACAACCACGAAUCGCAAGCGAUGUACAUGCAGGUCAGCGUGCACGACUACCGCCCGAGCAACUUCUCCGCUGUCUUGCGCGCGGAGACGUACUCGUUCGUCACAGUACAGGGGUCGCGCGCGACGGCCGUGAUCGGGUUGCUGCUCUACAGUGCGACCAUGCUCCUCUGCCUCUACCUCACCUGGACUGAGUUCACCGAGAUUAUCUACCGCAGGGAGGCCGCCGAGAGCCGCCUGGGGCACGACGCCCUGAUCGCCGACAAAGACCUGCUUGUGCAGUGGCGAGCGGCAGACAGUCUCGUCUACGACACUCUGCACCCCAAGAAGGUCGUCGAAACGGCACGAGACCACGAGCUUGAGGUCAUGCGGUUUAACCUGGCUCGCGCGGCACCGGCCCCGGGGCAAACGUCCCCGGCAACUAGAGAAACGAACGCGGGCUUUUCUCCGCGGGCGGCGCCUUCCCCCCGGGCGAGGGUGCCAAAUGCUGGAGACUACUCGCCGCUCCGCGGCCCCCACGCAAGGUCCGACGGUCUUCCGUCUGGCGGACGGGGCAGAACGCCGGACCUGUACCCGGACGUCUGAGCCGGGGAUUUGAGGAGACCGCCUGGACAGGCGGCGACAUUGCAGCGAGCGAUAAGGUUUGAUUUUCCUUGGACGGAAUGGAUACGGGAAUCAUAGGGUAGAUUGGAGUCCCUAGCUAUAGAUAAUCAGUGGGUAGGAAUGCUAGAGCAGCAGGCAGUGUUGUCAGUACUUACCAGAUGAAGGUCGUAGAUGAGGGUCGUAGAUAAAGGUCGUUUGUGAGCUGGGUCUCGGACAAAAACGACUUUGCAAAUCACACGUUCACCAAACUGGAUUAGAGGUGAGCUUCGUUUAUCGAAGCGCCUUCGAGGUUUUAGGGUGCUAUCUAUUGUCGGUCGCUUGCAGAAAAGAUUGACUAUUGAAGAACAGAGUAGGAUACAUAGAUGGACGGAACGGUAGGAAUAAGUCCCUAGAUGACUCUACCUUGGACAGACGUGUUGGGACCCAGCGGUAGUGGACCUGGCAGCCGCUAUCACUCUGCGAACAGUGCGCAAAACUGAGUCCGUUCCUCGAAGCCGAGAUCCGGCCGGUCCGCCUGAGCCGCACUCAGUUGAGGAUCUCAGACACUUCGUCGUCCGUGCGUCGCAAUGCUUCCGAGCUCCCUGCGGCGAGCGCCGUUCUUGCAAUCU